AUGCUGCCUCCUCCAACCAUAUUGGACUUGGAUCUGGUCGACGCGCCAUUGAUCAUCACCCGGUCGGUGGCCAUACUCACCGUGGGCCAAUUGCGCCAACAAUGCGCAAUUCUGGGCAUCGUAGCAGGAAAGUACCAGAAGCAGCGUCUCGUCAGCAUGCUCUGCAAGCUGCCUACUCAGCCGGUCAUCUAUGAUGGUUUUGGACAUCAAGACCUGGUCGACUUCACCCUCUCGAGAGAGCUGAACCUUAGCGACGUAGCGGAGCGUCAUCUGGACAAAUUCAGAGCCAAACGCACAGAGCUUAUAGGGAUACAGACCAGGCUAGAGGCCCUGGGUUCGCAGAUCAAGGCAGAGAAACCUACCUCUCGUGAGCCUCACUUUGACUUCCUCGGUCUACCACCAGAGCUACGCGACAUGGUUCUACAUCUGGUCUGCAUCAGUUCUACCACCAUCAUUCACCCUCAGACUCAGCCUGCUAUUGCCGGGACUUGUCGACUCUUGCGGCAAGAGGCGCUGGCUGUGUACUACGGAUGUAACCGAUUCCAUGUCUUUCUCGACAAUGUAUCCCGCAAGGCGCUAUCCGAUAAGGAUCUCUGGCUUCAAAGAAUAUCACCAUGCCAUCUGAAUUCUGUGCGCUCUUUCUCCUUCAAGUACGUCGGCGCUGUCGCUCUCCUUGACAUCGACUUCGAUAUCCGUAAUCAGACACUCGGGAUCGUCCGCUUCAGCGCUUUCCGACCUUCGCAGGCUGAUCAAGUAUUGAGUGACUAUCUUGCCCGCUCCAGGAGCAGUUGGACCUCGCCAUCGUAUGUUGUGCGGCUGAGAACGUACGACGAAUGGGGCAGCAACGAGUCCGAUAGGUUCCUACAUCUACAAGGCUCAUCUUCCCUGCUUGCGGCUUUCAAGAGCAGUAUCUUGGAAAGGAUCGAGGGGGCCAAGAUGCUGGCAACUGGUGAUACCGACGCCGAGACCGCGAGAAUCGCAAACUGGAAACGACUUGAGGUGGAGUGGACUGCUCGCAGUGGCUUUUCGGGUCCGAGCAUCGAGAGGAUCAUGGAAAUGCUGGUCGAAAACAUACCAGACAUCAAAAAUCUGUGGGUUCAUGACUUUGUGGAUUGA
Messenger RNA from Aureobasidium subglaciale EXF-2481, 1116 nucleotides. RefSeq lists its product as uncharacterized. The record is from RefSeq and is a predicted model, not a curated record. Bases 1 to 1116 code for a protein of 371 amino acids. The transcript is spliced from 2 exons. NCBI's taxonomy places the organism in Eukaryota, Fungi, Ascomycota, Dothideomycetes, Dothideales, Saccotheciaceae.